Molecule: messenger RNA, 3206 nt
Organism: Ictidomys tridecemlineatus (thirteen-lined ground squirrel)
Lineage: Eukaryota; Metazoa; Chordata; Mammalia; Rodentia; Sciuridae
Source: RefSeq, a predicted model, not a curated record
CCAAGGGAGGCCAAGCUCUAGGCACCAUGGGAAAGGCAGAGAAUUAUGAGCUCUACUCAGUGGAGCUGGGGCCUGGCCCUGGUGGGGACAUGGCCGCCAAGAUGAGCAAGAAGAAGGCCGGUGGUGGGGGAGGCAAGAGGAAAGAGAAACUGGAGAAUAUGAAGAAGGAGAUGGAGAUUAACGAUCAUCAGCUGUCAGUGGCAGAGCUGGAACAGAAGUACAAGACCAGUGCCACCAAGGGCCUGUCUGCGAGCCUGGCAGCUGAACUGCUGCUGCGGGAUGGGCCCAACGCACUGAGGCCACCGCGGGGCACACCAGAGUAUGUCAAGUUUGCCCGGCAGCUGGCAGGAGGCCUGCAAUGCCUCAUGUGGGUGGCUGCUGCCAUCUGCCUCAUCGCCUUUGCCAUCCAGGCCAGCGAGGGUGACCUCACCACUGACGACAACCUCUACCUGGCCAUCGCCCUCAUUGCUGUGGUCGUGGUCACUGGCUGCUUCGGCUACUACCAGGAGUUCAAGAGCACCAACAUCAUCGCCAGCUUUAAGAACCUUGUGCCCCAGCAAGCCACUGUGAUCCGAGAUGGGGACAAGUUCCAGAUCAACGCAGAUCAGCUGGUGGUGGGUGACCUGGUGGAGAUGAAAGGUGGGGACCGUGUGCCAGCUGACAUCCGCAUCCUGGCAGCCCAAGGUUGCAAGGUGGACAACUCCUCACUCACCGGAGAGUCGGAGCCACAGACCCGCUCACCGGAGUGUACCCACGAGAGCCCACUGGAGACCCGCAACAUCGCCUUCUUCUCUACCAUGUGUCUUGAGGGCACAGCGCAGGGCCUGGUGGUGAACACGGGUGACCGCACCAUCAUUGGGCGCAUUGCAUCCCUGGCCUCAGGAGUGGAAAACGAGAAGACGCCCAUUGCUAUCGAGAUCGAACAUUUUGUGGACAUCAUCGCAGGCCUCGCCAUCCUCUUUGGCGCCACGUUUUUUGUGGUGGCCAUGUGCAUAGGCUACACCUUCCUGCGGGCCAUGGUCUUCUUCAUGGCCAUUGUGGUGGCCUAUGUGCCUGAGGGACUGCUGGCUACUGUCACAGUCUGUCUGUCCCUGACAGCCAAAAGGCUGGCCAGUAAGAACUGUGUAGUCAAAAACCUGGAAGCAGUGGAGACCCUGGGCUCUACAUCGGUGAUCUGCUCUGACAAGACCGGGACCCUCACUCAGAACCGCAUGACUGUGUCCCACCUGUGGUUUGACAACCACAUUCACACAGCUGACACCACGGAAGACCAGUCAGGACAGACUUUCGACCAGUCCUCGGAGACGUGGCGGGCGUUGUGCCGCGUGCUCACCCUGUGCAACCGCGCUGCCUUCAAGUCCGGCCAGGACGCCGUGCCGGUGCCCAAGGUGAGAUACUGGGGGACCCGGGGUCAUGCUGGGAACUUGGUGAAGCCAGGUUUCUGCCAGCUCUACUUGAAUGAGAAGGACUACCCACCUGGCUAUGCCUUCGACGUGGAGGCCAUGAACUUUCCAAGUAGUGGCCUCUGUUUUGCGGGACUCGUAUCCAUGAUUGACCCACCCCGGGCCACUGUUCCUGAUGCUGUGCUCAAGUGCCGCACAGCAGGCAUCCGGGUGAUCAUGGUGACAGGUGACCAUCCCAUCACAGCCAAGGCCAUCGCAGCUAGUGUGGGCAUCAUCUCGGAAGGCAGUGAGACAGUGGAGGACAUUGCUGCCCGCCUCCGUGUGCCUGUGGACCAGGUUAAUCGGAAGGAUGCCCGUGCCUGUGUGAUCAAUGGCAUGCAGCUGAAGGACAUGGACCCAUCAGAGCUGGUCGAGGCCCUGCGCACACACCCUGAGAUGGUGUUUGCUCGCACCAGUCCCCAGCAGAAGCUGGUGAUUGUGGAGAGUUGCCAGAGACUGGGAGCAAUUGUGGCCGUAACAGGGGAUGGUGUGAACGACUCCCCCGCCCUGAAGAAGGCAGACAUUGGCGUAGCCAUGGGCAUUGCUGGCUCAGAUGCUGCUAAAAAUGCAGCCGACAUGAUCCUGCUGGAUGACAACUUUGCCUCCAUUGUGACGGGUGUGGAGCAAGGCCGACUGAUCUUCGACAAUCUGAAAAAGUCCAUUGCCUACACCCUGACCAAGAACAUCCCGGAACUGACCCCCUACCUCAUUUACAUCACUGUCAGUGUGCCACUGCCCCUCGGGUGCAUCACCAUCCUGUUCAUAGAGCUCUGCACCGACAUUUUCCCAUCUGUGUCCCUGGCAUAUGAGAAGGCUGAGAGUGACAUCAUGCAUCUGCGACCACGGAACCCAAAGCGAGACCGACUGGUCAAUGAGCCCUUGGCUGCCUACUCCUACUUCCAGAUUGGUGCCAUCCAAUCAUUUGCUGGCUUCGCUGACUACUUCACAGCCAUGGCCCAGGAGGGCUGGUUCCCUCUGCUGUGUGUGGGGCUGCGGCCACAGUGGGAGGACCAUCACCUACAAGAUCUGCAGGACAGCUAUGGCCAAGAGUGGACAUUUGGACAGCGCCUGUACCAGCAGUACACCUGCUAUACUGUGUUCUUCAUCAGCAUUGAGAUGUGCCAGAUCGCUGAUGUCCUCAUCCGCAAGACACGCCGCCUCUCUGCUUUUCAGCAGGGCUUUUUCAGGAACAGGAUCCUGGUGAUUGCCAUUGUGUUCCAGGUCUGCAUUGGCUGCUUCCUGUGCUACUGCCCCGGAAUGCCCAACAUCUUCAACUUCAUGCCCAUUCGGUUUCAGUGGUGGCUGGUUCCCAUGCCCUUUGGUCUCCUCAUCUUCGUCUAUGAUGAGAUCCGGAAACUUGGAGUUCGCUGUUGCCCGGGGAGCUGGUGGGACCAGGAGCUUUACUAUUAGAGGGCAGGCUGCCUUCAGGCCAUCCCUGCAUCCAGCACAGGCCAGUGAGCAUGGGACUCACAGGACCUUCUGGAAGACCACCAAAUCAUCUGUAUAAUCAAGAGUCCCAGCCCUACCCAUGUCUGCUUCUGAGCUAUGGCACCCCAACCUUGAAGGGGCUCUAUUCACUACUCUUCCCCACCCCAAGCUCCCUUCCUCCUGGGGAAGCAGUCCCUAGGCACUGGCUGCUCCUGGUGAGAUGUGCUUGUCCUUGGGACACCAGGCUGGGCAAGAGGGCUGCCUGGGACUCUUCGUUAAAAACACAUAUUAUAUUUAAUAGUAAUAAAACAAUCCCCACAUUGGCUGUGCUUUUAA